Messenger RNA from Aricia agestis (brown argus), 2631 nucleotides. It is a transcript of the gene Usp1, whose product is annotated as ubiquitin carboxyl-terminal hydrolase 1. The record is from RefSeq and is a predicted model, not a curated record. The transcript has 10 exons. Gene Ontology annotation, molecular function: cysteine-type endopeptidase activity; cysteine-type deubiquitinase activity. The coding region runs from base 147 to 2018 and encodes 623 amino acids. Gene Ontology annotation, biological process: protein deubiquitination. NCBI's taxonomy places the organism in Eukaryota, Metazoa, Arthropoda, Insecta, Lepidoptera, Lycaenidae. Gene Ontology annotation, cellular component: cytosol; nucleus.
UGGCCGUCCAUCACAAAUGGGGUUAGCCACCGCUGUUUUUUACCAAUUUCUGUUUAUUGUAGUAUUUUUCGUUCAUGGAAAUACAUUGCCUUAUACCAGAUAAUGUAAGUCAAUGUGCGUUACUAUAAAUUGGGUGUAUCCUGAAGAUGCCAGUUAAUUCAAUUACAGAAGUGAAAAAAGGGGUUGACAAAACUAAAUUUUCACUUUCACUAAAUAAAAAUAAUGCAACAAAUUUGAACAACGAAAACAAGAAGCCCGUUCAGAUAAAAGAAAAUCCUUGGACAUUCAAUGACAAUAAAGAAAAUACUCCAAAAAAGAGACCACAUAGCACAUACUCGAACACGGUGAAUGCAGCUAAGAAACUGAAACCAUUGAUAGAACCUACCAAUUCUGCAGUUUCAGGUUUUGUGGCAAAAGCAGCAGCCGUUACAGAUACUUACGAUAAAGUAAAGCUAGAAGUGCGUAAGUCUCCACUAAGUAACUCUGCCAUGUUGAAUGGCUAUCAUCAAUUAGACACUCAGUUUGGUGGGAACCCACAAUGGAAGGCUCCCAUUGCAACCCUCUCCAAUCUUGGAAACACAUGUUUUCUGAACAGUGUCCUUUAUACUUUACGGUAUGCACCCAGGUUUGUCCAUAAUCUCCACCAUCUAGUGUCAGACCUGAGCAGAGUAGAACAGAAGUUAGGAAGCAUAAGGCUAAAGAGUUCUUCUCUCGGCCGCAGUGCAGUGGGCUUAGCAUCAUCGGGAACAAGGUCUUGGAGUAGCAAGGACCUCUUAUCACUCGGACAGUCAGAUAACAAUGCUGGGAAAAGUAAAAUACAGAUAGCAACAGAAAAACUCCAUGAAACAUACUUGAGUCUGCGAGCUGCUGAGAGCAAAUGUAUUCACAGCGGACAAACUGACGCAACACCUGAACCUUAUGCGGCUGACGCGUUUUUGGCUGCUCUCAGAGAUGUAAACUCCACAUUUGAAGGGAACCGACAGCAGGAUGCCCAUGAACUACUUGUGUGUAUACUAGACAACAUACGGGAAACGUGUCGAGCUCUCAGCGCAAGGGCAUCGCUUUUACAACUACACGAAAAUGGCGAUACCAAUGGGAUUGGGCGUCAAUCGAAUCUAGAUGGUGACAGUGGUACUAAGACUCUGGGAAAUUUGAGAAAGUCAUGGAAGAAACGUAAAGAGUUAAAAGCGAGUGAAAAGAGAAAUUCGCCUACAGAAGAACGAGCACCCUCACCACAUGAUCCAGAACGGGACGAGCGGUCGAGACCAGGGUGGGAUUUUGUUGCUGAGGACUUUGAAGGGACAAUGGUAGUGAGGACGAUGUGUCUGGAAUGCGAGGCGGUGACGGAAAAGGCCCAGGCGGUCUGCGAGCUCUGUGUACCUGUAGGUGAUGAGGAAACCCCCGAGGAACCAUUCAAAGCCUCCUGCUUGUCGAGCGAAUACCUACGAGAUCAAAAUAAGUACUGGUGCGAGCGCUGCCUCCGCUACAACGAGGCGCGGCGCAGCGUGGCGUACUCGCGUCUGCCGCGGCUGCUGGUGCUGCAGCUGAAGCGGUUCAGCGGUGGCAUGGAGAAGAUCACCCGCCACGCGCCCACGCCGCUCCUCAUGCCGUGCUUCUGCGAGCUGUGCGCCAAACGCGCGCCCGAUACGCCAGCGCCGCAUAGAUACAUCCUGUGGGCGGUGAUAAUGCACCUCGGGCAGACGCUGACGGGCGGUCACUACGUGGCGUACGCUCGCGACGGCGCCGCGGACGCUCGGUGCGGACGCACGGGCGACGCACAGACCGGCUCCAGCUUCAUGCGCACGCUGUUCCAGCGACCGCGCCCGACGCCGGGCUGCGCGGCCCGCGACUGCUGCGAGCCCCGCCCCAGACCGGAGCCCGGCUGGCUCGCCUGUGACGACGACCUCGUCAAACCCAUCUCCGACGAGGAGUUUGAAGAUCUACUAUCCGCGGAACCCAAGAUGCGCUCCGCCGCGACACCCUACCUCUUGUUCUAUGUGAAAAGCGAGGUAGGCUAGUGAUCGAUGAAGUAUAUACCGGUUUAUAUCUAUAAUAUUCCUGAUAUUAUUGAUGAAUGUUUACAUUUGUGAAAAUUGACAGACCAUUAUUCAAAUCUUACAAAAAAAUAUUAUAAACUUUCUACACUUACCCUUAAAAUUCUUGACACAACAUAAUAUUUUAUGAUAAUAUACUCGAUCAACAGAAUCAAUAUUGUGUAAUACGUAAAUGUAAACAUUCAACAAACUUCAUAUAUUGAUUAUUAUGAUUUAUCUGAAUUUGGCUUAAAAGACGUUUGUGGUGGUAUUCUAUAUAAUACAAGUGUUACAAAUGUAUAUUUAGAUAUAAAUAAUAGAUCAGACAUCAUCUAUAGAUCAAUAUUCGUCGAUGCUCGUACUUGUAAAUACGACAAAAAAUAUUGAAAAUCGCUCUACAAGGUUGGAGUGAUCGUUGAUCAUACUAAAUUCCACUGGUUGAAUGCAUAGCCUCAGUAACAAAUAUAUAUAAAAUCAGUUAAAAAGAUAAAUAUUAAAUAUGUAUUUUUAUUUGCAUUAAUGCUACUUAGAGCUGGGGGUGAGUCAAAAUCUUUCCGUUUUCGCUUCGUUAUUUUUAUUUAUUUAUGAUACUUAUUGA